AUGAAGGGCACGAAGCCCGUCAAGACAUUGUCAGUCAGUUUGGCCGCGUUGGCCCUGAUUUUGAGACGCUUGAGGGUCCGGACAUUCAAGGACGGACGCCUGAAGAAUGACACAUAUUCCGAACAGCGACUGUUGGGUCAACCACCUGGGGUCAGUGCUUGGCUCAUUGCCUUCAACCGUUUCCACAACUACGUCGUCGGAGAGAUGGCCUUGAUCAACGAGGCGGGGCGAUUCAGCUUGCCAGCGGGACUCACCCCCAAAAGCUCACAGUACGCUACAGCAGAGGCAAAACGUGAGAAUGAUCUGUUUCAAACAGGAAGACUCGUGACGUGUGGCCUCUAUGUUAAUAUCAUUUUGGGAGAUUAUCUGAGAACCAUCCUAAAUCUGAAUACUAACCCUGUCAACUCUGAUUGGAAGCUAGAUCCUCGUGGGCGAAUCGAGGUGUUCGAUGCCCAAGGGGUCCCACGAGGACUAGGGAAUCAAGUCUGUGCGGAGUUCAACAUGAUCUACCGGUGGCAUGCGGCAAUCACCGACCAAGAUGAAACCUGGACGAAGGCAUUCAUGAAGGAUAGUCUGGGGCGAGAUGUGGACCCGAGUACUUUAUCCGUGGGCCAGUUCCUGGCAGGGUUAAGAAAAUGGAAACAAACUCUGGAUCCGGAACCUUCAAAGUGGACUUUCGGAGGCUUGAAGCGUGCGCCGGAUGGCAAUUUCCACGAUUCAGAUCUGGUCAAACUGUUGCAAGACGGCGCAGAACGUGCGGUCGGUGCAUUUGGGUCGUGGGGGGGGCUGGCAACCCUCAACGAAUUCCGGGUCUUCAAGCUAAAGCCAUAUGCGACCUUUCUGGAAGUUAACUCGGAUCCCGAGGUUGCCGAAGCCCUCGAGGCUCUCUAUGGCCACCCCGACAACAUCGAACUUUUCCAAUCGGCCAGCUCAGACUUCGAUGUUGCCAGUGGCGAUGUGAUGUACAAGCUUUUGAUGAGGGCAUUCCCGGGGUACUAUCCCCCAAAUAGCUUUUACACGCUCUACCCCUUCACCAUACCGACGCACAACCGACAGGCUUUCGAAAAAGCGGGGGGACCGCAUACUUUCCAACUCACACGACAUGACUACAUGUUGAGUGGUGACUCGACUGCCAAUGCCGACCAGCGGGUAUUUGUCAAUAAAUGCAUAUAUCAGCCAAAGGACAGUUUGGAGGAGGUUCAGCAAUACUAUGAACGAACAACCUUGGAGCUUCUUCGGGAGUAUAGCAAGAAGGCCGGGCCAUCCUAUUACGUCGACGCAGUCCGAGACAUCGGAAACCUCGCCCAUGCGAACUUUACAGCCGAUUUCUUCAAUAUUCCCGUGACUAAAUCUGCGGAUAAUGAUGCUUAUACGGAUGCAGAAAUGUACGAUGCACUGGCGGAGCUCUUCGGCUACGUCUUCCUAGACGUCGACCCAGCACAGUCUUUAAAACACCGGACCGUUGGGUCGCGCAAAUCUGAACGUCUCGGACAGGUCAUGCGAAAGCAAGUGGAGCAUCAGCAAUCACAUCUUGCCUCUAUUGCUCGUCAAGUUCUCGGUACCGAAUCUGAGCCGGAGAACCUGGUGAACUAUGGCGCGCAGUUAGUGCGAAGGCUUCUAGACGACGGCAAGUCGGUCGAUGAAGUCGUGUGGACCAUCAUCCCAACUGCUGCUGCUGCUGCAUGUGCCACACAAGCUCAAGGAUGGGGUCAGUUGAUUGACCUAUAUUUGUCCGAUGCAUACUAUAAACACUGGCCGGACAUCCAGCGUCUCGCCCACAGCAAUGACAGGGUGUCUUUUGAGAAGCUCAAGAAAUACGCUUUAGAAGGAUUCCGCCUGUCUACGCCAGCAUUUGGGGUUCUUCGGAACGCCGCCGUGGACACUACCAUCGACGACAGUGGGAAGUCGAUCGCCGUGCACAAAGGUGAUACCAUAUUUGCAGAUUUCGUCACCGCCGGACGUGAUCCUAUCAAAUUCCCAGACCCAGAGUCCAUCCGACUGGAUCGCGCGGACGAGCUGUAUAUCCAUCACGGUUGGGGACCGCACGCCUGCCUCGGUCGUGCAAUUGUCACGGUAGCCGGGGCCGCCAUGCUGCGAGUUUUCGGUCGGCUCACUAACCUCCGACGCAGCCCGGGCCCCUCGGGAGAGAUGAAGAGCAAGCUCGUGAACAACGCAUUCAAGGUAUACCUCCCCGAGGAUGGAAGCGAAUGGACGCCGUUUCCUUGUAAUAAGAAGGUGCUGUUCGAUAGCCUAGGAGACCAGGGUUCCUAG
Messenger RNA from Aspergillus campestris IBT 28561, 2271 nucleotides. Its product is annotated as heme peroxidase. Bases 1 to 2271 code for a protein of 756 amino acids. Gene Ontology annotation, molecular function: monooxygenase activity; heme binding; oxidoreductase activity, acting on paired donors, with incorporation or reduction of molecular oxygen. The record is from RefSeq and is a predicted model, not a curated record. Gene Ontology annotation, biological process: response to oxidative stress. The transcript has 14 exons. Lineage: Eukaryota; Fungi; Ascomycota; Eurotiomycetes; Eurotiales; Aspergillaceae.